This is a messenger RNA of Schistocerca nitens (vagrant locust), 4456 nucleotides long. RefSeq names its product UDP-glucosyltransferase 2-like. The record is from RefSeq and is a predicted model, not a curated record. Gene Ontology annotation, molecular function: UDP-glycosyltransferase activity. Bases 297 to 1841 code for a protein of 514 amino acids. Lineage: Eukaryota; Metazoa; Arthropoda; Insecta; Orthoptera; Acrididae. The transcript is spliced from 7 exons.
GCGGUGCAGAAUCUGUCGUGUCACUUCAUCAAAGAAGCGUGGCGGCUGACGUAAUGGAAGGACGCAGCAGAAUUUCGUGACCUAUAAAUACCGGCCGUAGUGAGUAGUGAAAGCAGGAGUCGGAUUCCGCACAGUCGCGUUAAGGACUGUCUGUAUUACGUUUCGGUCCGACCGGUUCUACACCUCGUCGAUCUGGACUCUGCCUCUCUCCAGUUAAAGAAGACAUCGACUGGGGAAUCGGAAGCUAACAACGUUACACCCUAUAAGAGGACCCAGUGCUGCCGUUUCAAGACGAGAUGAGUUCGUCCCUGGCGUUUGCGUUGUUGCUGUUGGCGGCAGUGGGCGGCUGCUGGUCGGCGGACAUCUUGUUCGUCGCGCCGACGCCAUCCGUCAGCCACGCGCUGCCCAUCAACGCCGUGAUCCGCGCUCUGCUGGCCAGGGGGCACCGCGUCACACACAUCACGCCGGACCCCAUGCAGACCGAGAAUAAGAAUUACACACUGGUAGACUUAUCAUCAAUUUAUUGGGUUCUGAGCAACCAGAACAAAUCUGUCUGGGCAGAUACUUGGCCUAUGAAAUUGGCCGAGGCAUACCACGAACUGGGCAUCGGGUGCUGCGUCAAUGAAAUGAAGCAUCCUGCACUACAAGACUGGCUAAAGUCGGAACGCCGGUUUGAUUUGGUGAUCAUGGAACGACUGCCGUAUCAGUGUUAUUACGGUGUGGUCCAUAAAGUUGGUUCACCUCCGUUGGUCGGGUUUCUAACGCUGCCCGCCAUGCUACCGGCUUACUACGCCAUAGGGAACCCAAUAAACCCAGCUUACCUACCAGACGUCUUCAUCGGUUACAGCGACCACAUGAAUUUCUGGCAAAGGCUGUACAACACUUACUUCACCUUGAGGUUCCUCGAUUAUUGGCAGAGAACUGUAUUGCCUGCUCACGAGGCCAUCAUGAGGGAACAUUUUGGCCCGGAACCACCUUCCGUUUACGAAGUGGAACGCAACUUCAGUAUGCUGAUUGUAGCUGCCCAUUUCAGCGGGCACUAUCCGAGGCCAAAUGUACCGAACGUGAUUGAAGUCACGGGACUACACGUAGAAGAUAAAGUGAAGCCUCUACCGAAGGAUAUCCAGAAGUUUCUGGACGAAGCUGAGCACGGAGUCAUCUACUUCAACCUGGGCUCGAACGUCAGGAGCAGCGAGCUACCGGAACACAGGAGGCAGGCGUUCGUGGACGCCUUCAGAGAGAUACCACAGAGGGUUGUCUGGAAGUGGGAAGACGACAACAUCCCUGACAUCCCAGACAACGUACUCGUGAGGAAGUGGCUCCCACAGCAGGGCAUUCUGGCCCACCCGAAAGUAAAGCUGUUCAUCAUGCAAGGCGGACUGCAGAGCCUGAACGAAGCAGCUUACCGGGCUGUGCCCCUGAUUGUCACUCCGUACUUCUCUGACCAGACGCACAACUGUGCGAAGAUAAACUCAGCAGGCAUCGGCAUCCGUAUCUAUUUGAAGGAUAUCAGCAAGGAGACUGUGCUCGACGCCAUCAACAAAAUUAUACAUGAUCACAGUUACAAGGAGAGGAUGGCGCAGUAUUCUCGGCUGUUCCGCGAGCACCGCGAGCAGUCUGUGGAGACGGCGGUGUGGUGGCUGGAGUACGUGAUCCGCCACAGGGGAGCGCCGCACCUGCGCAGCGCCGCCCUGGACCUCCCUUGGUGGCAGCUGCUGCUGCUCGACGUCAUCGCCUUCGUGCUGGCCGCAGCCGCCGCCGCCGUCACCGCCCUCUGGUUCGUGGCCAAGAGGCUGCUGGCCGCCUUCACAGAGCGGACUCACAAGCUCAAGACCCACUGAGCCACGCCUACCAGCGACAACGUGCCGCGGCUUCAUCUCCCGAGUUUCGACAAAAAUACGAGGUUAUUCGUAAUUGUCUCAAGUGGACUGCUUGAAAACUAGGAAACCUGCACGAAACAGACACAGUGGUUAUCGCGUCUCUACAAAUUUUAGACCCACAUUGAGUAUUAAUAUGGGCACAACACUCGCAUGCAGUUAAUUGACACAAACACCCUGAGGUAACGCGGCGUCAGCAGGCUUUGGAAAUCUGUUGGCUAUUCCAUGCAAAAAUAUCGAGCAGACGAUUGGCCUACUCGUUCUUGCUGUGACACGCUUGCCCCUAGUGCGACGCUCUGAUAGCUGCUAUUUGAUAUUUUUUCGGUUCCAUAAUUCACUUACAGGAUAACUUUCUUGUCCGCAUACCUGUCUGUCUCACUGUGAAACUGUUAACAGCUCUUUUUCUCAAGAAAGGGUAAAGUUGAAAUAUAAGUGAAGUGCCUAGAUCUGUGGUCCCUUGACGAUGCAAGGAAUUUAAGCUUCUAAGUCACUGUAGUCAGAAGAUGUAGCCAUCUAUGUCACACAUAUUCAUACUCCCAAACGUACUCAUCAAUACUUCCUGUUGACAUAGAAUCAUGAAAUUUCACAAAAAGUAAGGUUUCCUAGUAAAUGUAAAGCAAAUAUCCAAAAAUUAAUUUGCAGUAGCAUAACCGUUAUUUUUUUCUUCCCGUCUAAGAGACGGAACGGGUAGACAUACCAAGUUGAAAUUUAUGUCAAAUUCUAGAGUCUACGGUCGUUUGGCGGUGUAAAUAAUCUGAGCUUCUACGUCAACGCAGUCAAAAGACGGCCAUAUUCGCUAUAUAUUAUCAUACACGCAAACUCUCUAUUCAAAGCUAUGGAUGAACUGUUUACACAGACCUGGUGGUCUAUGGGUGAAAUGCGAGCCUGGAACUCGACAGGGCAAAAUCUCGGUCGGGCCAUGGACUUUUCAGUCUUCUUUUUGACCUAGCUUUCCGAUGAGUCGCCGCAAGCAACACGUGGCUUGGAUUCCACGUUAAACUGUAGGCCCCCUAUCAUCGGUCGGCUAACUUGGCUAGGCGUUACAGACACGUAACUUGCCGAGGUGGCGUUCAAUAGAAAGACUUGCACCAAGCCAUUGAGUCACAUGAUAUUGUUAUUUUUAUCUAUAAACGUAACUAAGUUUGUAGUUAUUAUUAUCCAUAAACAUAAUUAAGUUUCUACGGAACCAUCAGGGCACGGGUACUGUUCUCUGUGUCUUGUAGUUCUUGGGAAGUCGUCUUCUGAACAACCAGAGGUACAUUUAAUAACACAGUAGGGCAUGACCAACCGAAACAUAUUCUCAUAUGUCGACUGCAUUUUCUCGAAAAAGUUAUUACCAUUGUGAUCUCUAGUCCUCAAUAACUUGGAAGAAAAUAACGGUACUUGGAAGUACUUUUGUUUAGUUAAUUUACAGUGUGUUGUGCAAGCUACUAUCAUGAUAAACUCGCAGCCUCUGAUGUGAACACAGUUCAAUAAAAUUAGACAUUGUGGCCAAAUUGGCCGUAUAUCAACGUGCGGGCCAAGACAUCUGUUCUGUUAACCGCAAAUAUUUGCCCGUCUCGAUUUUCCUAUAUUGCGAGGAAUAUUACAUAAAACAAAGUUAAUCUUCACAUCUCAUUAAUGGACAGCGCCGUGCUGAUAAACAAGACGCUUAAUGUGGACGCUGUUAAAAUUCACAUGAGUUGCUACAUAAUUUCGAUACCUUUGACGGAUGCCUUAAGGAUGUGAGUUUUAUGGCUUUGGGUACACCACUGCCUCUGAAUUCUUCAACUGCCCUGUCCCCCCAAAGUCCCCUUAUCUCUCACCACUCUCUGACUCCCUAACCUCUUCCCCUCUAUCUCUUUCUCUUUUCGCCCCCCCCCCCCACUCACCCACUCUUACAUAUAUACAUUUAAAGACAAAAGACAUUGACAGAAAUGGCACAGUAGCUACUACCCUGCAAAAGCUCUGUGAAUGACCAGUUUAACAACCCAUAUAUAUUCACUCAUAUUUAGGACUUCUGUGUAUUCCCUAAAUCGCAUUAGGUGAUUCUUAGAACGUUUCCCUAGUACGUCUAAUUAUUCCCCUCUUACUUGAACGUAAUUCCUGCUUUGUCCAGUGUCUUUAGUACUUCCACCGUCUAUAGGACGUUACAGUAGCAACAGCUGUGCAGCUGUUUCCUUACUGAUCCGGUGAAGGUAUGUAAGUAAAGUCACAGGACAAAAAGAUAAGGGGAUUUAAGAUACAUUUUUGUUUUAACACAUCUAUAUCUUUUGGUAGAUAUAAAGGUAGUGUUACACAUCUGUAGUUCAUUACGCGUGAUUUCGCAUACAAUUGAAGUCCCAUGUUACCUUCAUAUAGCAAUACUACAACUGUAUAAAGUAUAUAAAGUAGAACAACAACUACCUUUUAAGGACUUAUUGUGUCAUAUAUCACUAUGAUAUUUGUAACUUAUUUUUCAGUUCCGUAUACUUGUUAGUCAACUCAGUCAAAUUUAGUUUACAAAAAAUGGGAUAUCUGUAGCACUAUCACUAAUCCUAAAUGUUAUGUAAUCGUAAUUGUUAUGCAAAGACUGUGAUAUUAUUCGACUGUGAUGCCAU